AUGUUUGUUCAUGAUUAUGAACCAUUCCAGAUGAAAGAAGGAGAUCCAUCAAGAUUCAACAAAAUCAUUGGCGAUCUGAAAGCCUUUGAUAAACCCUACUUAAGUGGUGAUCAAGUUCGAAAAACCUUAAGAAGUUUACCUACCACUUGGCAGACAAAAGCAGUUGCACUUGAAUCUCAAGAUUUAAACAUACUUUCAUAUGAUGAACUACGAGGAGAUCUUAUAGCAUUCGAGAAAACCCAUCACAUGAAAACAAGUAAGGAAGAAAAGAAAAAAAUAGUUGCCUUCAAAACUACAACUGAAGGACCUGAAAAUGAUAUUGAUGACGACCGAGAAGCUCUUGAAGAAGAAAUUACCAUGGUAUCAAGAAACAUGGAUGGAUUGAUGAGAAGGUAUAGAAACACAAGAAGGGGAAGGACGUCAUCUAGGCGAACCAGGCAAUACAAUGAACAAGACAAGAAUGACGGGAAGUCUUAUGAGUGUGGAAGGUAUGGGCAUGUUCAAGCUAAAUGCCCAAAUCUUAAAGGAAAAGUCUCCAGAGGGUUCAAUAAAAACAAAUCCUUCGGAAGCUGGAGUGAUGAUGAUAGUUCAAAACACGAAGAAAUAGCAAAUCUGUGCUUCAUGACCAUCUUGGAAAAUCACAUGAACAAAUACUCUGGUUGUUGGACUGAUGAAGAUGCAUCAGAUGAUGAAUGCAAGGAAGAUACUGAAAAGUGUUUCAUGGAACGAGGUGAAACAAGCGAGUUAAGUUCCUAUAAUUGUGAUAGAUAUAAUGAAUUGCAUGGUACUAUUGACCUUACCCUAAAGGAGUCUCAAAAAAUAUUGAAUGAACUAAGGAGACUCAAUAGGGAAAAGAAGGAUUGGGAACUUAAUCUUGAUAUCUGUGAAAUCAAAAGAGAUGUACUUCAAGAUGAAGUUCAGGAAUUGCAAAUGCAACUUUAUGGCAUGCGCAAUUCCACCAGUCACAGUUCUGUCAAGUCUAACCAUGCGACUUACAAGUCAACUGGAUAA
Molecule: messenger RNA, 1011 nt
Organism: Nicotiana attenuata
Lineage: Eukaryota; Viridiplantae; Streptophyta; Magnoliopsida; Solanales; Solanaceae
Exons: 1
Coding region: 1-1011 (336 amino acids)
Molecular function (GO): nucleic acid binding; zinc ion binding
Source: RefSeq, a predicted model, not a curated record